AUGGCUCCUCUUUUCUUCUCCUUGCCAUUGAUGAUGCUUUCCAUUUCUAUCUUUUCAAUCUCCGCUCUUCCUCACUUUCUCAGUAAUCAGCACCAACAACAGCAAUUGCUCUUGCGAUUCAAAGAUGCCCUUUCCAACAAUAGCACUACUUCUUUGCUAGAUUGGACUCCCCAUCUACCCCUCUGCAAGUGGGCUGGUCUUACCUGCGAUCCCUCGUCUUACUCUCUCCUUGCCCUGAAUUUAUCAUAUAUGAAUUUAAAGGGCACUAUCUCUCCAGUCCUAGGGAAUCUCUCCUCUCUUCGAUCGCUCGAUCUAUCCAACAAUGCCCUCACUGGUCACAUUCCACCUCAACUAGGCCAGCUAUCCUCUCUUCGAUACCUAGAUCUCUGCAACAAUGUCCUGACUGGUCACAUUCCACCUGAACUCGGCCAACUUUCCCGUAUGCACAAACUCAGGCUGAGCAACAAUCAAUUACAUGGAACGAUUCCCCCGUCUCUCUUCACUUGCCGCAAUUUGUAUUACCUGACACUCUCUUAUAACCAACUGCAUGGCAGCAUUCCGCCUGAGCUGAGUCGCCUUGCAAGCCUGAAGUAUCUUUAUUUAGGAAUAAACAAUCUCACAGGUACCAUUCCACGUUCUUUAGGGAAUCUGUCCGCCUUAGUUGAAUUGGGGUUGCCAGAAAAUAAUAUUGCUGGUACUAUUCCCCCUGAAUUGGGCAUGCUCACUCACCUGCAGGUUCUUUAUCUUUAUAAGAAUAAUUUAUCAGGCACCAUUCCCCCGUCUUUAGGAAAUCUCUCAAAAUUGACAGAUUUAGAAUUGUCCGAAAAUUAUCUCAGAGGAACCAUUCCCCCUGAGUUGGGCAUGCUCACUCACCUGCAGUUUCUUUACCUUAAUACAAAUAAAAUAUCAGGCACCAUUCCCAGCUCGUUAGGAAAUCUCUUAAAAUUGACUGAUUUAUCCUUAUCACAGAAUGAUCUCAAAAGUAGCAUUCCCCCUGAAUUAGGCAUGCUCACUCAGCUUCAAUGUUUUUAUCUUUCCGCGAAUAACUUAUCAGGAACCAUCCCCAGCUCUUUAGGAAACCUCUCCAAAUUGACUAUUUUAGACUUGGCAGCAAACCAUCUCCAAGGCCCCAUUCCUCCUGAAUUGGGCAAGCUUACUGAGCUUCUGUUGCUUCACCUUUUUAUGAAUAACUUAUCAGGCAGAAUUCCCUCCUCGUUAUCAAAUCUCUCAAAGUUGAAUGAUUUAGAUUUAUCAGUAAACAAUCUUAGUGGACAUAUUCCAUUGAAAUUUGGUACGAAGCUCUCCAAUUUGUAUGCCCUUGUUUUAUUUCGAAAUCAACUGAGCGGAAAAAUACCAAAUUCUCUUGGUGGCCUCCGGCAACUAAGAUAUCUUUAUCUUCACAACAACAAAUUAACAGGGGAGGUCCCAGUUAGUUUGGAGGCAUGUCCGAUGUUGGAGAAGCUUUACUUAUCUUACAAUAAUCUAUGGGGAAGGAUACCUCGUUAG
Messenger RNA from Cryptomeria japonica (Japanese cedar), 1506 nucleotides. Its product is annotated as LRR receptor-like serine/threonine-protein kinase ERL2. Bases 1 to 1506 code for a protein of 501 amino acids. Lineage: Eukaryota; Viridiplantae; Streptophyta; Pinopsida; Cupressales; Cupressaceae. Gene Ontology annotation, molecular function: protein binding. The transcript has a single exon. The record is from RefSeq and is a predicted model, not a curated record.